Didymella exigua CBS 183.55 is the source of this 1551-nucleotide messenger RNA. Its product is annotated as putative cytochrome P450. Gene Ontology annotation, molecular function: monooxygenase activity; iron ion binding; heme binding. Lineage: Eukaryota; Fungi; Ascomycota; Dothideomycetes; Pleosporales; Didymellaceae. The coding region runs from base 1 to 1551 and encodes 516 amino acids. The record is from RefSeq and is a predicted model, not a curated record. The transcript has 3 exons.
AUGCCGGCCUUCAACAUUCCUCUUUUCUUGGCUACGCUCGUCAUCACCUCCACUUGCUAUUGCCUCACUAUCGCCGUCAACAGACUAUUCUUUAGUCCUCUGACAAAGUUUCCAGGCCCAAAGCUGGCCGCCGUCACGGGCUGGUAUGAAGCAUACUACGAUAUCUUCGUCAAUGGCGGAGAGGGUGGCCAGUUCCCGCGACAAAUCGAGAGGCUCCAUCAACAGUAUGGUCCCAUUGUGCGCAUAACCCCCUCCGAGUUACACAUAAACGACCCAAAGUUCCUCUCUGAGGUGUACGGACACAGCACACGGUCGAAGCCAAUAGACAAGUCCGAAAAGUACAGGUAUCGAUUCGGCAUCCCAGAUGCGGUUCUUAGCACACCACUGGCCGAGCAGCACCAUAAGCGACGAGCGGCCCUAAACCCAUUUUUCUCUAAGCAGCGAAUUCGGAGUCUGCACACUGGGCUGACGGAAAUUGUUGAGCGCAUCUCGUUUCGCCUUUCGACCGAAUAUGCUGGCACCGGCAAAGUUGUGAACUUCAGUGAUGUGUGGUCAAGUAUGACAAUGGACACGGUGACAGCAUUUGCAUUUGGCCGCUCGACAAGCUGCACUGCGGCAGCAGACUUUGAGUCGCCACUUACUUUAGGCAUACAGGCUCUCGUGUGGUCUGGGCAUUGGAAUGCACACUUCAAGAUCAUAAACGAUAUUAUGAACUUAUUUCCAGCGCCCAUUCUGCUACAGCUGAUGCCGAACCUAAAGCCUAUUGUAGGAUUUACAACUAGUAUUCGGAACCAGGUUGCAGCUAUUGUAAACGGUAGAGAGGUCAAAGGAGUGGAUGUCAACCACCCGACUAUAUUUCACGAUAUACUCAACUCUAAUCUGCCCGACUCGGACAAGUCAGUGGACCGGUUGACACAAGAAGCGACGAGUCUCGUUGGCGCAGGGGGGGAAAGCACAAAAUGGGCCCUCACCAUUGGUACCUUCCACUUAUUGGACAACCCUGCCGUGCUUGCAAGGCUCAAAGCUGAGCUCACGGAAGCAAUGCCCGAUCCGAGUGUCAUUCUCUCCUACAGUGAUCUUGAAAGGCUCCCCUAUCUUGGCGCCGUCAUCCAAGAAUCUCUACGUUUGGCAUACGGCCAAGUCCAGAGUAUGCCACGCAUAAACCGUCUGCAUCCGUUGCAAUUCAAUGAAUGGGUCAUUCCGGCCGGUGUCACUGUUUGCAUGGAUAUUUACUCUAUCCACAACAACGAGACGAUAUUCCCAAACGCGUCAACCUUCCAACCUGAGCGGUGGCUCAACGAGCCAACUGGGCCUGGCGAACGCCCACUUUCAUAUUACCUCUUUUCUUUUGGCAAAGGGUCAAGAGGGUGUCUGGGUAAAGAGCUCGCAUACAUGGAGCUAUAUGUCGCCAUCGCAACGAUUUUUCGAAGAUUUGAGAUGGAGUUAUAUAAGACAACCAGGGCGGACGCAGAUUUUAUUUUAGAUAUGGUGGUGCCCAUGCCUCACCGUAAGAGCAAGGGCGUAAGGGCCGUCCUCAAGUCAAUAACGUAG